CCAAAACAAAUAAACUUCACAAACUUGGCUGUAGUGAAAGUUCUUCCUGAAGAAAAUAAACUUUAAACUGAAGAUGGAGGUGAGUAUACAUAUGAUCAUUUAAUAAUCACAUCAGGUUUACUGAAUGACUUUGAUAAAAUUAAAGGCGCUAAAGAAGCUUUAGAUGAUCCUGAGUGUCCUGCAGGUUCUAUUUAUGAUUAUAAUUAUGUGCUAAAAUUCAAUGAAUUGUGUGGAGAUUUCGGAGGCGGAAAAGCUAUAUUCACUGAGCCUUAUAGAUCUAAGGAAUAAUCUGGGGUUCCUAAUAAGAUUAUUUAUUUGGCAGAAGAUAGAUUUGAUAAAAAAGGAAUAAGAGAGAAAACUACUGUAGAAUUAAGAGAAAGCUGUUGAUUAUGCAUUUCCUUAACCAAAAUAUGCUGAGGCUUUGGAAAAAAUAUAAAAAUAAAAAAAUAUUAAUGUUUAUAAAAGCUCGAAUUUAAUUGAAGUUAAUAAAAAUAACAGAAAAGCCACUUUCUAAAAUAUGAAAACUGGGGAAAUUUAAGAAAUUGACUUUGAUCUAAUACAUAUUGUCCCACCACCAAAAUUACCGAAGUUUUUAUAAGACUCACCUUAAAUUGUUGAUUAAUAAGGUUAUUUAGAUAUCGACGAAUAUACUUUGAGACAUAAAAAAUAUAAAAAUAUUUGGGGAAUAGGUGAUUGUUCAAAUAUUCCUACUUCUAAAACUAUGGCGGCAAUAUUUAGUCAAACACCUGUAGUUGUAGAUAAUUUAUAUCAUGUAUUGAGUGGAAAAGGAGAUUAAUAACUUCCUUCUAAUUAUGAUGGAUAUACUUGUUGCCCUAUUUUUGUUGGAAAUGGAAAACUUAUGCUUAUUGAAUAUAAAUAUGGGUAUAUAGCUAAUGAAACGUUUAUGGCUCACUAGGAAAUUCCUUCUUAAUUCUUUUAUAAAUUAAAAAAAGACUUCUUCCCAUGGGCUUAUUGGAAUUUAGUCCCAAAAGGUGUUUGGCAUGGAAGAAAAGCUAUUCUUCCGGCAUUUACUAAGGCUUUUACAUCUAUUUGA
This is a messenger RNA of Ichthyophthirius multifiliis, 1054 nucleotides long. RefSeq names its product pyridine nucleotide-disulfide, putative. The transcript has 2 exons. The record is from RefSeq and is a predicted model, not a curated record. NCBI's taxonomy places the organism in Eukaryota, Ciliophora, Oligohymenophorea, Hymenostomatida. Gene Ontology annotation, cellular component: mitochondrion. Gene Ontology annotation, molecular function: sulfide:quinone oxidoreductase activity; FAD binding.